Calidris pugnax (ruff) is the source of this 1272-nucleotide messenger RNA. Its product is annotated as plastin-1-like. The record is from RefSeq and is a predicted model, not a curated record. Gene Ontology annotation, molecular function: actin filament binding. The transcript is spliced from 4 exons. The coding region runs from base 142 to 534 and encodes 130 amino acids. Gene Ontology annotation, cellular component: actin filament bundle; cytoplasm; actin filament. Gene Ontology annotation, biological process: actin filament bundle assembly; actin filament network formation. Lineage: Eukaryota; Metazoa; Chordata; Aves; Charadriiformes; Scolopacidae.
AACAUCUAUUUUUAGAUUGAGAAUUGCAAUUAUGCAGUAGAACUCGGGAAGACAAAAGCCAAAUUCUCCCUGGUUGGUAUUGCUGGACAAGAUCUAAAUGAGGGUAAUCCAACUCUGACUUUGGCUCUGGUGUGGCAGCUGAUGAGAAGGUAUACUCUGAACGUAUUAUCAGACCUUGGAGAGGGGGAAAAAGUAAAUGAUGAAAUUAUUAUUAAGUGGGUGAAUCAGACGCUUGCAAAGGCAAACAAGAAAACUUCAAUUACAAGUUUCAAGGACAAAUCAAUUAGCACUAGUUUACCUGUCCUAGAUUUAAUAGAUGCCAUUGCACCAAAAGCAGUUCGUCCAGAAAUGGUCAAGAGAGAAGAUCUUUCUGACGAAGACAAAUUGAAUAAUGCUAAGUAUGCCAUUUCAGUUGCUCGAAAAAUCGGUGCUCGUAUAUAUGCUCUCCCAGAUGAUCUGGUUGAAGUGAAGCCAAAAAUGGUGAUGACAGUGUUUGCAUGUUUGAUGGGAAGAGGACUGAACAGAAUAAAAUAAUGAAGAGAUGUAAUACAACUUUCUGCCAUGUUAAGCACGAUGAAUGCCUCAUAGUUUACACAGUUCUGAAGCUUAGUGUAAAGCAAGAAAAAUUGUAUGCACAAAUAUACUCAUUAAUUACCUUUUAAUAAUGUGUUUAUAUUGGUUAAACUUUUAUUCAAUUUCAUAACACAUUGAUUAUUUAUGGGUAAUACUGUAUUCAGAACAUGUUCAUUACCGAAUUAACAUCACAAAUUUGUAUUGCUUUAAAAAAACCCAGACCAUAUUAAUCAAGCUUCAUUUGUAUUAGUUUCCAUAGCAUUGUAAGAAUCUGCAUCAUUUUACAUGUUAUUUCAGGACCUAUUGUGAAACAUUGUUUGAUUUUUGUGAGUGUUACUUACUUGUAGUCACACGGGUCUCAAGGUGCAUUCCUGUCCUGUCCUAUUACUCCUAACCGCCCGAAAGUUAUCAUCCUUGCCUUAUUCUUUGAGAGCUUAACUCCUGUUGAGGCCAAUGACAGUCUUGCCAUUGACUUCGGUGAGAGCAAGAGAAGGCCUAUGAUAAUGUCUGGAAACUAAUUAAUACUGUUAAAGCUGAUGAAACCUUUCUGUGGGACUAACAUACGUAGUAGUUUUGUCCUGUUACUGAGCAGGAACUUCUAUGGUCUGUAUCUUAAUUAAAAACAGCAAAUAGUAAGCAGAAAUGUGAUCAUGUCAUUACUAGGUCUGCAUAUACAUUAGAUUUUGCAGUUGGACUAAA